Messenger RNA from Zea mays, 1737 nucleotides. Its product is annotated as RING/U-box superfamily protein. Gene Ontology annotation, cellular component: SUMO-targeted ubiquitin ligase complex. The record is from RefSeq and is a predicted model, not a curated record. NCBI's taxonomy places the organism in Eukaryota, Viridiplantae, Streptophyta, Magnoliopsida, Poales, Poaceae. The transcript is spliced from 4 exons. Gene Ontology annotation, biological process: ubiquitin-dependent protein catabolic process. Bases 709 to 1491 code for a protein of 260 amino acids. Gene Ontology annotation, molecular function: SUMO-ubiquitin ligase activity; SUMO binding; ubiquitin protein ligase activity.
ACUGACACGUAGGCCCAUCGGUCGGCCUAUACUCUUUCUAUUUUCUUUCUUCCCUUCAUGCUCCCGAGUCCCGAUCCAUCCGUAGAGGGCGGCGGCCGCAUCCUCUCCCCCCGCGGCCGAGCUCCACCCCCACCCACCCACACGCACACACUUUGCCGGCGGCGAGCACCACCAGGACAGCAGGUGUUCCCUCCUCUUGGUUUUCCCUUCAUGCGGUGCGACUGGGUCUAACCCUUCUGGAAUCAUCUCCGAUUCGGGGGGUUUUAGACGAUAUCUGGGCGGGAUACAAGGUUUUUGGAUGGAAUUCCGGGGAUCUCUGUCGACCCAUAUGUUUAGUGGUUGGGGAAUUGGGGAAAGCGGUAGAAAGGUGUGAUGUUUUAGUCCUUUUUGGUUGAAGCGGAGCUUGAGUCUUUGAGAAGCCAUUUGGGCGUAAUUCUUCUUUCGUUGAUUGGGGUCGGCCUUGUGUGCAGGUUACGCAGAUGUUUCUUUUUAGAGUUAUUGCAUCUCCUCAGUUGUAGUUUAUCUCGGUUGUGUAUCCACGAGUGCUGUGUACACCAAUUCCUGUAGAAAAGAUGGGUGAACAUGUUUUCAUUGUUCAAGAAUGUUGUUAUAUGUUUUUAAAUCAUGUAAGACAUGUUUUAGUUUUACCAUGGGGUCUCGAGAACAAUAUUGUUUAUUUCCUCAUUCUGUUUUGAAGCCGUCGGAAUUAUGCUUGUAAUCAUUGCUGAAGUUUUUGUGAACAUAUAUUUUUUUUCAAUCGAUUUUGCUCGAGCCAGUAUCUUUUAUUGCAACACCAUGAACUCCCAUGGUGCUGGUUCGCAUUCACGGCUUUUGGACCUCAACUAUCCCCCUGCUGAAGGGGCUGGUGAGGGGGCUUCACGUUUCAGCAGUAUCCCUGUCUCUCAUAGAGAGGGUUCAAGCAGCAUGCCUGUACAACACAUCCAGGCUUCGAGUAGUACACCACCGGCUACUGGUGAGCCUCGCAUUGGUAUGCGUAGUUGCCCCAUCGAUGUGGAAGCCAUCGAUGAUGAUGCCGUUAUCUAUUCUUCAAGACCACUGCCUCGAGCAAGACAGCAGUUGACCACGACAGAAAGUAUUACUAUCAUAAUAGAUGAUGAUUCCGAAACAAACCUAGAAACAGCAGGCGAUGCUCUUGACGAGCAUGUGAACUUACUGCUAUCUCUGGGCAUAGAACGCUCGCAUGAGCCUACAAGUGCAACCAACACCUUCCCUGGAAUAAGCAUGGUGGACACACCAAAAGUAAACACCUUCAAGGUGCCUCCUGAACCUGUGAAGGAGGUUCCGAAGGAACCGAAGCUCAGCUGCCCGAUCUGUAUGAACGAGAUAACCGAAGCGGCGUCGACCGUAUGCGGUCACAUUUUCUGCCAGCCGUGCAUCAAGGCUGCCAUUAAGGCCCAGAAGAAGUGCCCUACCUGCCGGAGGAAGCUCACUCCAAGACAGCAACACCGGGUGUACCUCCCAUCGCCUUAGUAGCCCAGUGCAGAGUCAUUUUGCUACAAGUUCUGCCGUGCCGGGGGCUGUAUGUUGGAGGCAACUGGGGGGGGGGGGGGGGGGGAGCAUAGAGGUCCUGUUUGGUUCGUUCAUUUAGUGUCAUAAUCAGUUAACAGGGUAAUCUAUUACCAUUGCUUUAUGUUUGGUUAGACUAUACUGUAAACGAUUGCAGUGGGAUGCAAUACCAGCCAAUACAAAAUUAUUGCCGCUGCUUUUUGACUGUUA